AAGUGAUCAUUAUUAAUUUUAGCGGCAGCAAUAUCGCGCGCGAAGUACUCAGGCUGACGGGUUUGUUUACUUUUUUGCCAUGAAAAACUCGCUAAGCGCGUUCAUGGUUUUUACGUCGGUUGCAGUAUUACACGUGUCGCAACUUAAUAACUGACGAUUGAAUUGUGAGUACUUACUACUCGUAUACAGAUCCUGGCCCUUCAUUGAAUCACAAUUCUCAUUCGUUCGUUUGAUGAGGUAUCUUAAGAUUUUGGUAGUACGGUGUUGGCCAUGCUCAGCGGCGUGAUGCUGUAUCUUUAACCUAAUCUUGUUCGUUUUGGAAGACUGACGACUAUCUGAAUCCAACACAUCAACGAUAAGGUCCAUAAUGAGAUAUUUCUGGUCUUCAUUCGUUUCCAUCCUCUUAUGCGUGAUCAUCCUUGUCCAGUUAAUCGAGCCAGUAUUAUCAGGAAGAUCGCGUGGUGGUUGGGGUCGCGUUAGCAGCGCCGGGGCGAAUGCUUCGGGCGCAGAAGCAGGAUCGAGACGAUGGGGUAGCUCCGCCCCAGCGGAUUCAUCGCAACCUAAUUAUAAAGCCGCCGGAAAUUCCGUUACCCGGAGCGCUGCCAAUCGACCGGCUGCCAAUGCGCCCAUUCCCUCGCACGGCACCAUUGUCCAACCGGUGUACAACACAAACACUACCGUCAUCAACAACUCUAUCGCUGGAGAUUUUUUCCCUGGUGGUUUUGGAACCGGGAGUUUAUUGUUGUCCGAUGCUGGUGGUAUGGUUGGUGGUUAUCUGCUGGGCAAUAUGGUGGCCCGUAGCCUGUACUCGCGCAACGGCUGCUGUUAUUCAUGCGGAUGUGGAUACUAUGGACCGCGACCACCAUGGUAUUAUGACUUGUACGUUCCCUAUCGCUAUCGUUAUCAAACGAUGACAGCAGGGACGCUGCGAACUAGUAAUUUUAAUAUCCCGAAAUUAAAUGGCACUGCAGCGGUGUCGAGCAGUUCAACCAACACCGGAAGCAGUGCUAAUAGCAUUCCUACCGAACGGCCAUUGUUUGCUGGUGCACUGUUUGAGCAGUGGCUCGAAAUGGUCCGUAAAGGCGAUACAAAUGUCUGCAAAAUUUUCAGUUACGCUAACAUUCCAGAAUGUCUCAGUCAACCGCCGGUUAUAGCCGGUGAAACAACCGCAGCACCACAAGCCAGCAAGCCGACGGAUCUUUGCACGCUCGCGCGAUGGAAUAUGGAGCUUCCUUUUACGGAAUUGCCGAAUAUGGCAUUGACAUUCCUAGCUAGUGAUAAUAUCUCUGGGGAAGCGAUUGCGGACAAAGCUGAGUUUUUCUACCUGUUUCUAAACAACACUGUUGAACCGUACGGCACAUUACCCGCAACGACCAAUGUUUAUCAAAUCGAUCCUGCGUACAAUCUGCGGACUUGCAAUUUUGGUAUACCAAAAUUAUAUGGCCUUGCAGCGGAAUCGUCUGGGAACAAUUCAACCCAAACUAGAAGUGGUGCUCAGAGCACGACUGAACGGCCAUGGUUUGCUGGUGCACUGUCUGAGCAGUGGCGCGAAAGGGUCCGUAAAGGCGAUACGCAUGUCUGCGAAAUGUUUAGUUACGCUAACAUUCCAGAAUGUCUUAGCCAACCGUCUGGCCAGGAAGAACCCAUUUAUACAGCCGUUAAAAGACUAACCAGCCUUUAUACAAAUGCCAGCAGCGACAACACUCUGUUGUUAGAAAUCGUAUUGUCCGCUAAGAAAUGCUAUCCCAAAGACACUGCGCCACCCAAACAGAUCAUUCCUUGUUUGGACCACUCAGUGGGUGUGGCACAAGUCACGUCUCUAGAAAAUUCUACUUCUGUAUUUGGAAACGAGGAAGUGUGUCGAAAAUUUUUAAACCCGAAUAUUACAUCGUGUAUACCACAAGACUCAACAUUUCCUUGCACCGCUGUUGACCUUACCAACCUUAAUGUCUUCGUCAGAAAUUAUUACUUAUGCAAGGAUCCGGUGGAUCCUCAACUGGUUUCGCAUUUAAAAGCAUGGCACUGAGGGCAUGCAAAGAACGGAGUUCCCAGCCAAACAGUGUUAAAGCGGCUCGAAGCGGUUCACCAGGUUGUGGCUAUCUGUUCCGGUCAGGUGUAUAAAAGCGUAGCAUGACUGCGCACAUUUAUCGAAAGGUGUCCAUUCUGUUUUCAAACUUUAUUUCGUCCUUUCGUUUGUACGGAACGUUCUAAUGGAUUAAAUCGAGGGUCUGGCAGCACGUUGGUCUGGUGCUUCUUAAUUCUGAGAAUCGUAAUCAUAGCUGAUUCGUGACCUUUCAUAUUUUUCCACCUGAACAGAUUAGUACCGUCGAAGCGCUGAAUAAGCAAUUUCGAGUUGAGAUCCUUGAAGAG
Molecule: messenger RNA, 2370 nt
Organism: Paramacrobiotus metropolitanus
Lineage: Eukaryota; Metazoa; Tardigrada; Eutardigrada; Parachela; Macrobiotidae
Exons: 9
Coding region: 368-2026 (552 amino acids)
Source: RefSeq, a predicted model, not a curated record